AUGUCUAAACUCUCAAGCUGGAUUGGUGGACGUGGUAGUGUUGCCGCUAAAUUAUCGCCGGGCCUGGGUCAGAAAUUAUCGCCAGGCCUGGGUCUCUACGGUAGAGAGAGAUCAGCAAGCGGGAAACGGAAGAGUGAACUUGACCGACCCCGACCUCCUGAGGCUACUGAGGCUCCUGAGGCGUCGGGCAGCGGCGUCCUUGUCGGUGGGCGGACAGCGGUCGCGCGGGAAACAAGUGGAAUCCGGGAUUAA
Molecule: messenger RNA, 252 nt
Organism: Colletotrichum tamarilloi
Lineage: Eukaryota; Fungi; Ascomycota; Sordariomycetes; Glomerellales; Glomerellaceae
Exons: 2
Coding region: 1-252 (83 amino acids)
Source: RefSeq, a predicted model, not a curated record